Messenger RNA from Thamnophis sirtalis, 1235 nucleotides. The record is from RefSeq and is a predicted model, not a curated record. NCBI's taxonomy places the organism in Eukaryota, Metazoa, Chordata, Lepidosauria, Squamata, Natricidae.
GACAUUUUGGGAGCGUUUACCAUGGAACUUACACAGAUUCAUCCCAGAGAGAGAUUCGGUGUGCUGUUAAAUCCCUAAACCGAAUUAAUGAUUUGGAGGAAGUAGAAGAAUUCCUGAAGGAAGGGAUUCUGAUGAAGAGCUUCCAUCACCUCCAUGUCCUUUCUCUCAUUGGGAUCACCUUGCCUAAGGAAGGUCUUCCCUUGGUGGUUCUCCCUUUCAUGAAGCAUGGAGAUCUCCGACAUUUUAUCCGUUCGGAGGAGAGGAACCCCACUGUGAAGGAUUUAAUAGGUUUUGGGCUACAAGUGGCUCAGGGGAUGGAGUAUCUGGCCCAGAAGAAGUUUGUGCACAGAGAUCUUGCGGCCAGAAACUGCAUGCUUGAUGAGACCUAUACAGUGAAAGUGGCAGACUUUGGGCUGGCCAGAGAUAUCUUUGACAAGGAAUAUUACAGCAUCCGGCAACACCGCAGGGCAAAGCUGCCUGUCAAAUGGAUGGCCCUUGAGAGCUUGAAAACUCAAAAAUUCACCACCAAGUCAGAUGUAUGGUCCUUUGGGGUCCUCAUGUGGGAACUAAUGACACGAGGGGCCUCUCCAUAUCCUGAGGUGGAUCCCUAUGAUAUUACCUGCUACCUGUUGCAAGGAAGAAGGUUGCCCCAGCCUGAAUACUGCCCGGAUUAUCUGUAUACCAUAAUGCUUAACUGCUGGACACCAAAUCCUGAGGAGCGGCCAACUUUUUCCAGCCUGAUCAAAGAAGUGGAGCAUAUUGUAGCCUGUCUAAAGGGAGACCAUUACAUUAACCUCAACGUCACUUACGUCAACCUUGAUCAUGGCCAUCCCUUUCCCCCUAUAAUCAGUCAGGAAGAAGCAUUUGAUUCUAGUGGACUGAGUGAGGAAGAGGAUGCCUCUGAGUGUUAAGUGAUACCUCACACAGGUCCAGAGGCACGUUGCUGGGUAUAAGCAGGACACUUUGACUGUCAGGCUUUGGAACUUCUGGAUAAGUUUUUGCACAUCCUGUGAGUUCAUAAAAGCUGUAAUCCAAGGACUUCUGUGACCUGAAUCCUGUGCUCAGAAAAGGUGGAAAUAAAUUCAAAAGGUAGGGCAGGUUCCCUACAGCUUUAGGAAAGAGUUGCUUUCAGAAUACUUGGUGGUUUGAGUGUGGGAAUAUGUUUUUACUGUGAAGUAAUUUAAUGUGGCAGCCUGUGGCUGCAUCUGUAUAUAGAGAAAAAUAAAUUUACUGUU